Messenger RNA from Hydra vulgaris (swiftwater hydra), 895 nucleotides. NCBI's taxonomy places the organism in Eukaryota, Metazoa, Cnidaria, Hydrozoa, Anthoathecata, Hydridae. The record is from RefSeq and is a predicted model, not a curated record.
CUUAAAAGAUUUAAAACCGAUAAUCUUGUCGAUUUAAAUACUUUUUAUGAAACUUUAUUGGAUACAUUUAUUUACAACAAUAACAAAAUGGUUAGUAACGAAGGUCUUUUAAGUCGUUUUAUUGAUGGCACAAUAUGAAGAAAAAUAUGUGCCGAAGUUUGUAUCCCUUUUUACUUAAAAGACAAUAAAAUGCAUUGUAUUGCUCUAAGGUCUGAAGCAUCUGGAAGUUAUAUGUACAGCUCUGCAUCAUUAUUUUUUGUUGCUGACAAUACACUGAUGGAUGUGUUAAGGGUUUUAACAUCCCUUGAAAUUUAUAUACAAGUUGAUUAUUACUGUAAGCAUCCUUUAUUUUCAAAAAUAUUUUCUGAUUGUAGUUCUCAUUUUAUUAAUCUCAAAAGUUUGUUGUGUACGUCAGUAUCUCAUUCUGCAUUAGAUUCUGGCUUCGAAAAUAAUAAUAUUAUUAAAACUGAAGCAAUUGCAAACUGUGAGAGCACAGAAAAAUGGGCUGGUUUUUUAUGUUUGUUAGGUUAUCAUCGGUUCUUUCUUGUAAUAUUGUUUCCUGUUACCCAGAUUUCGGUGUUGAAAAGUAUAAAAUAUUUUUUAACCUAGAGAUCUCACCACGUACUCCCAUUAAAUUUUGUUCCCCAUUUUACAUUUUGUUUUCUUAUGAUGGGAAUUUUCAGUCAGGUACAUUUCAGCAUAAUCACUAUGUCUCACUAAUUUUUAUUCCUAAAAAGCGUAAACUUUCCAAUAAAUCAAAAACAAUAAUUUCGAAAAAAUUGCUGCCAGUCUUGUCACCUAAUAAAUUUCUAGAUACAAAACAGACCACCAUUGAUCAAGUUGAUACAAUUGUACCCAGCACAGAAGCUAAAAAUCCAAAUAAAAAGUCUUACUC